Messenger RNA from Myxocyprinus asiaticus (Chinese sucker), 3101 nucleotides. RefSeq lists its product as uncharacterized. Lineage: Eukaryota; Metazoa; Chordata; Actinopteri; Cypriniformes; Catostomidae. The coding region runs from base 564 to 2198 and encodes 544 amino acids. The record is from RefSeq and is a predicted model, not a curated record. The transcript has 6 exons.
AGGUGGGGUAGAAGAAGUGGGCAUUUCAAAAUAGCCAUGUAAACAACAUGUAAACACUCUCCCUCUGUCUUUGUAAUUUUAACCGGGAAUGUGGGUGACGACAGUCUCUUGCAUGAAGACCACGAAUGCUGGAAUAAAUCUGACAUUAUGACACCGGACACCCGCCGGGUCUGACGUGGCAGGGUUGAAUACUUGAGAAUCACUAUAAAGCCCAGGGGCCCCUCAGGACUAGGAGUUGUUUACCCUGAGACUGGACAGGACUGUAGCGCUGGAUAGAGGAAAAAUUAUAAGAUCCAAUACGCAGGACUUUACGUCACAACAGGGGGCGCGAGUCUCUGGGCGUCUUUGGGGUGUUACGUGCCGCUAGAGUGGAGGUGCUGUCAAAGGGGUGGUGGAACUGAAACAUACUCGUAUUCUGGAGCAUUCGAACUGGAGUUUUAGUUCAUAAGAGGGAUUUACUGGAGGAAACAUUAGUAGGAUUUAACUGAUAUUGGUGGACUGUGUGGUCACUUCAGUAACAUUUCAGUUGGAAUAGCAGCAGAAGUUUCUGAGCACAUAAAGGAAUGGCCGCACUGGAAUUGCACUGUGGGCCGGAUCCUGGGGGUUGUGGGUGGGGUGGAGAGAGAGUUGACCUGCUGGACAGUUUUGACUCUGAGAUGCAAGAAUGGGAAGAUCAGCUUCAGGAAAUGCAGAGGAAGAUUGAAGAGUUGUAUAAUGAGGUCAAAGCACGAAGAGAGGCCAACGAGACCAACACAAACAAUCUCACCAACAACAAAAGCCUUGACAUUACCUUGCUUCCUGUCAACCAAGCCAGUGGUUAUCCAUCUGGUCGCCCCGACAACAACCUCCCAGUUCGUCAGUCCAAUGGAGUUCGAGGUGAUCCUUCAGUUAUGAGAAGCUUUGGGUUUCACCAUCCCAGCAAUUACUGUAAUGGCUCCAACAAUUACAUGCUUAAUCCACUAAGCAAUGGCAGCCAUAACCCUAACAGUUGUCAUAAUAUUGACAACCAGGACACCACACUAGAUAUCCUCAACCGAUACCUCCAGCAGGGGACACAAUUGGGAAAUAAACAAAGGAAUCUUGGAGCUCCAAAUACAAACACCAAGGUAUAUCCAGUUUCACACAGUUAUCAGGACAGUAUGAAGACAAACCCUGGGACAAACAGGACUGCCUCAGGCAUAGUUGUGGAAGAGUUUGAGGAGGUUGAGAAUAAGAACAAGAAAUCAAGUCUGGAUGAGUCUCAGGCUCGUCAUGUUAGCUGGAAAGACCCGAUUUCAUCAAAAAACCUUCCCCCUAAAUAUUCAGCUUCUAAACAGCCAAUUAAACAGAGAAAUGCAUCACCCGUACCCUCUCGUUCCACCUACCACGAGUCAUCACAACAACCUGACAGGAAGUGUCUCUUGGUCGACAGGAAGUGUGGUAGUCCAUCAGUGUUGCGUAAGUUUGGCGCUAUGUUGCAGGAGAAUGAGGGGAAAACCCUGAUUGAGGAUGGUCUCAUGACCACUGUGAUCUCUACUGAACCACCAAGGCACGCCAACACUCCCGUCUGCCAGAGCAAGUUCGACCCCAGGUGGACGUCCACACAUGUGCCCAUCCAGAAAUGCAUUUCAGACUGUGAUGUACCUAAGGUGGAACUGGAGCCCGGCCAGGAACCUAGGGCAGCUGUUCCCCCUCAACAUUUGCUCCAGAACAGAGACAGCGAGAUGGUUGGCUCUGCUCCUGAGCAAAAUGGCUUGGCCUUCAACCUAAGCCCUUCGCAGUCUCACCUAAAAGCAGGGUACCACAAAAAGGCUCCUGGACCUAAAACUCACAAAGCGGGCUUCCAGUAUGAGGACCUAUUCUCUGACUACUGGAUGGUGGAGAGGAUUCUGGGAGCAGGGUCUCAACAUUAUGGCAAGGUACACACAGGUCUCAACCUGGACCAGCUUCUGGAAAUGAUGGAGAUAGAGAACAGUAGAAGUCAGAUAACCACUGUCACCCAACAACUGGACACCAAGCAGGUCAUCCGCGAAUCGUCUCCUGACCCCAUCAAAAGCAAUUUUUCUCGUCCUUCUCGGCCAGCCAAUCAACGUCGUCCAUCCAGAUGGGCAAAGCAUACUCCCGCAAGCAAAAUCCCCCCUACGUCCUGCCCACCAAGCCCCAGUCUGAAAGCCAGACCAUUUUUAAACUCCCUGCACACAGAAACUGUCAUUAUGUGACCAGGAUUGAACAACCUCGAAAGGACACUUUUAUCUCUGAACAGACAUCUUGAAUCUUGGAUAUUUUCCCAAUGAACAAACCUUUCAACUUUGAACUUUUUGCAGAACAUAAACUGCUUUCUUUUGUAUGUAACGGUCAUCACCCCUUCAAAAGUACCUUAUUGCAGUCUGUAACCUCAGAAGGAUACAGUUGUCUCAUGAGUGCUUUUUGAAGUAUUCUGGAAAGUAACCCUAGUGGACAUUCUGUGACCUAGUAAACUUCUGUGCCUAUAUACCCAUCAUUUCCUUUCUCUCUUUUUCUGUCAUUCUCAUUCACAUUUUUCUAUAGGUUUUUUUUUUUUUUUUUUUUUUUAGUUUUAUUUUUUAUUAUUAUUUUACUGAGUGCUUUGUAUACAGUGCAUAUCUUACAAUGCCAUGUAGGGAAUUUUUUAAUCAUGUAAGCAUGUAUGCAACAUACAUAACAUGUUUUUAAACAAACAAGGUAACCUAAUAUAUUAUGCAUAAUCUGUAAACGUGUGUGCAAAUGUUUUGAUGUCAAAUCGCCAUAAAGUCCAUUUCAGUACUGCAUUAGUGCUUCAUAAUAUUGACAUGUUGAAGUCAUAAUUGGCUCAUAAUGUGUUUUACAAGCCUUAUUUGAUGGUGCCUGAUGUGGGCUGUGACUAUGCGGUGCAUGGCACCUUUUUUGAGGAAACAGGUCUGCAUUUUAUGGCCUUGUAAAAUUGCCAAAUAAACAAAGUGAAUCUUUUAAGUUCAAGUAAUCUGUGAAAAUUAUAUCUUUUGAUUGUAUUAUAAUGAAGAAAUGCUUUUGGAAUGUUUAGUUAAUGUUGUGAUAUGACCCUUACAAUAAUGUGAUGCUUUUUGUGUUUUUCUUUUUCUGAAUAAUAAACGCAAGUGCUUUGAAGA